This is a messenger RNA of Phyllotreta striolata, 579 nucleotides long. The record is from the annotation of a GenBank genome assembly. Lineage: Eukaryota; Metazoa; Arthropoda; Insecta; Coleoptera; Chrysomelidae.
AUGUUGUUUAAAUCGUUGUUAAUAUUUGUUGUAUUAGGAGUUUGUUGUUUAACACAAACUAAAGCUGUCCGCUAUACGGUAAUAUGGAGAGAAAAUUGGGACGCCCGUUGGGCCAAAAAAACCCAAAAUCUAGACGAAAACCCCCCGCCUUUCGUCGUAAUUCAUCAUUCCGAAACGCCUGAAUGUAAUAGUACAUUCGCCUGCAAAAAGCGCGUGAAGAACAUCCAGGAAUACCAUAUGGAUACCAAAGGAUGGGAUGAUAUAGGAUACAAUUUUCUGAUUGGCGGAGACGGGUGCGUUUACGAGGGCAGAAGUUGGCGCAUAAGAGGGGCCCAUUUGCCCAAAUACAAUGGUCGCAGCAUAGGAAUCUGUAUGAUAGGAAGUUUUCAAAAUGUAACGCCUCCGAAUUUGCAAAUGGACGCUUUGAAGAAUUUUAUACAAGCGGGCGUCGAACAUAAUCUAAUAAGCCUUAAUUACGAAUUAAUUGGACACAGACAAGGAAAAGCUACAGAUUGUCCAGGUGAUGCUUUGUUCAAUUUAAUUAAGGAAAUGCCACGAUGGUCGUCGAAUCCAAAAUAA